AUGACACAAUACCCUAAAAGAAUCCCUUCCAUCCCUUACGCGGAGUCCAAGAACCCGCUUCAAACACUCGACAUAUGGCUUCCCCGCCCUCUCGAGCAAUCUGACCCCAAGUCAACAACAUGGAUCGUCUAUAUCCACGGCGGCGCCUGGCGCGACCCAACCCAGGACUCGCGCUGCUUUGAACCCACCCUCUCCCACCUCGUCGCCUCGCACACAUCCACGAUUCAAAACAUUGCUGGCGUAGCAUCACUCAACUACCGCCUUUCGCCCUAUCCUUCACACCCCACAUCGCCCAGCUCACCCUCGGACGCAGUGCGCAACGCGACGCAUCCAGAGCAUGUGCGCGACGUGGCCUCUGCCCUUGCGUUUCUGAGGAAAGAGUACGCGGUGAAGAGGUGGGUGGGCGCAGGUCACAGCUGCGGGGCCACGCUGCUGCUGCAGCUCGUGUCUGGCAUCGGCUUGCGGGACGAGGACAAGGCAGGCGUGGGUGCUGGACCCGAGGGGCUGGUGCUGCUGUGCGGCAUCUACAACGUCCCGCUGCUGCUGCGCAAUCACGAUCCACCAGCCUGUCCAGACGACAUCUCUCGAAUCUACUAUGAGUUCGUUGCAGGCGCGUUUGGUGAGGAUAGGGAGGCGUAUCGCCGUGUCUCGCCCAUCGCUGGAAACUAUGGCACUCGGCAGUGGAAGAAUGGAAAGCUGAUGGUGCUGGCGCAUAGCUAUCAGGAUGAGCUGAUUGAGCGGCAGCAGCGAGAUGUCAUGUGUGUUGCCCUUGACCGCGAGGGGUGGAGUAUCGUCAUGGAAGAGGGCGACGGAGAGGCGGAGGUCGGCGAGAACAGUCGUGUGCUGGAGGUCAGGGACUUGAAAGGUGGGCAUGAUUGGAUUUGGGAGGAUGGAGCACAGGUUGCGAAGCUCCUUGCUGACGUCGUUGCAAGGCUGACAAAGUAG
Messenger RNA from Ascochyta rabiei, 945 nucleotides. RefSeq lists its product as uncharacterized. NCBI's taxonomy places the organism in Eukaryota, Fungi, Ascomycota, Dothideomycetes, Pleosporales, Didymellaceae. Bases 1 to 945 code for a protein of 314 amino acids. The record is from RefSeq and is a predicted model, not a curated record. The transcript is spliced from 2 exons. Gene Ontology annotation, molecular function: arylformamidase activity.